CCGAACUCGCGGCAUCAUGACACACGCCAGGACCAGGGCCAGGGCCAGUGGUUUGCAGUACGCCAGCAAGUGUCUGCUGAUCGGUGCGUGGUGCGUUGUGCUGUACGCACUGUGUGCCGGAUGUCAGCGAACACCGCCAAGGCGUGACGAUACCUAUCCACCACCGGACACCCUGGAAUUCUACAAACCGUACGCGAAGCAGUGCAUCGCGGAGACCGGUGUCAGUGUGGCGGCCGUCAAGCGGUUCAGCGAUGAGGACGUGUUUGAGGAUGACCAGAAGCUAAAGUGCUACAUGGAGUGCAUGUUCCGGGUCUCCAAUCUGACCGAUAGCAAGGGCGAGGUGCAUCUGGGCAAACUACUCGAAACCAUUAAGCCGGAGUUUGAGGAUCUUGCCCUUCGGAUGGGUGCCAAGUGUAUGAAAACGAAGGGCAAGGAUCUGUGCGAGCGUGCCUUCUGGUAUCACAAAUGCUGGAAAAUGUCCGAUCCGGUGCACUACUACCUGAUCGGACCGUGAACCGUGCGCCAAGGUGUACUGAGGUGAUCGUUGUUGCUGCUGACGCUGACAUUUGGCUUCGUAACUUUCGAACCAUUUAGACCGAAACAGGCAAAGGGGAAGAAUCGUGAACGUAAUUAAGGGUCCAUUUUGAAAAUAAACAU
Anopheles darlingi is the source of this 657-nucleotide messenger RNA. RefSeq names its product general odorant-binding protein 83a-like. Gene Ontology annotation, biological process: sensory perception of smell. The transcript has 2 exons. Gene Ontology annotation, molecular function: odorant binding. Bases 17 to 514 code for a protein of 165 amino acids. NCBI's taxonomy places the organism in Eukaryota, Metazoa, Arthropoda, Insecta, Diptera, Culicidae. The record is from RefSeq and is a predicted model, not a curated record.